Messenger RNA from Athene cunicularia (burrowing owl), 3774 nucleotides. RefSeq names its product KAT8 regulatory NSL complex subunit 3 (gene KANSL3). The record is from RefSeq and is a predicted model, not a curated record. Gene Ontology annotation, cellular component: NSL complex. The transcript has 20 exons. NCBI's taxonomy places the organism in Eukaryota, Metazoa, Chordata, Aves, Strigiformes, Strigidae. The coding region runs from base 304 to 2823 and encodes 839 amino acids. Gene Ontology annotation, biological process: positive regulation of transcription by RNA polymerase II.
UCAGAUUGUGGGGCUGGGGCUGGGAUCACAGGUGAGGGAUGAGGAUGCUCAGCGUCGCAGCUCAGGCGCUUGGUCUUGGGGUUCGGGGGGGGGCUGCCUGAGCUUAGACCGGGAAUAACAAUAGACCCGGUUACGAAACUCGGCAGACUUUCCGUUUUUUAAAGCACAGCAGAGCCCAAGGUGAGCGCUCCCUUUCUCUAAACCAUAAUUAUUCCUGACAGCGAAGCAGAUAUCCCCAUCGACGUGGAGACGGUGACCCCCACGCCCGUGCCGCUCUAUGACAACCAGAAGGCUCGCAGCGUGAUGAACGAGUGCGAGCGCCACGUGAUGUUUGCUCGCACGGAUGCUGACGCCCCUCCGCCGCCGGACGACUGGGAGGAACACGUCAACAGGACGGGCUGGACGAUGGCCCAGAACAAGCUAUUUAAUAAGAUUCACAAAGCGCUGCAGUCGGACAGGCUGGCUCGCUUGGCUAACGAAGGGGCUUGCAAUGAGCCUGUCCUGAGGAGGAUAGCGGUGGACAAAUGUGCCCGGAGGGUCCGCCAAGCUCUGGCUAGUGUGAACUGGGACACCAAACUGAUCCAGUGGCUUCACACGACGUUAGUGGAAACCCUCAGUUUGCCAGUGCUGGCUGCUUACUUGGAUGCUCUGCAAACACUUAAAGGAAAGAUCCCCACCCUGAUCGACAGGAUGCUGCUCUCCUCUACCACGAAGACGGGGGCAGCUGGUGCUGAGGCUUUGUCUCUGCUGCUGAAGAGGCCUUGGGACCCGGCUGUGGGUGUCCUGUCACAUAACAAACCGAGCAAGUUGCCUGGUUCCCCCCUCAUCCUGAUUGCUUCCUCUGGACCCUCCAACUCCAUGUUCCCCACUUCUCGACGGCACCGAUUCUGGCAGUCGCAGCUUUCCUGCUUGGGAAAGGUGAUCCCCAUCGCCACCCACCUGUUGAACAACGGCAGCGGGGUGGGGGUGUUGCAGUGCCUCGAGCACAUGAUCGGGGCCGUGAGGGGCAAAGUGGCAGAGAUUCACAACCACUUCUCUCACAAGCCCAUCAUCCUGAUCGGGUGGAACACGGGUGCCUUGGUGGCCUGUCACGUUUCAGUGAUGGAGUAUGUCACUGCGGUUGUGUGCCUUGGAUUCCCACUUCUCACCGUUGAUGGCCCCAGAGGGGAUGUUGACGACCCCCUCCUGGAGAUGAAGACCCCUGUCCUCUUUGUGAUCGGUCAGAAUUCCCUGCAGUGCAACAUCGAAGCGAUGGAAGAUUUCCGGGAGAAAAUACGAGCUGAUAACAGCAUGGUGGUGGUGGGGGGAGCAGAUGACAAUCUCAGGAUAAGCAAAGCCAAAAAGAAGUCAGAAGGCCUGACCCAGAGUAUGGUGGACAGGUGCAUCCAGGAUGAAAUAGCUGACUUCUUGACUGGAGUCCUCACCCGAGCAGAGAGCCACUUGGGCUCCGAUCCCCGUGACCUGGAUGCUGAGAAGAAGAAGAAGCCACGUGACUCGACCAGGAGGGAUCUGUCCUUUGACUUGCCAGAAAGAAGCAGCAGGCCUGCCUCGCCGGCAGCCAAAGUGCCUGCCUCGCCUUCGGGCUCAGAGGACUUAUCCAGUGUCUCCAGCAGCCCCACCUCGAGCCCCAAGACUAAAAUGGCAGCUGUGUCAUCCAUCCAGAAGCCCAGCCAGAUGGGCACCACGCAGCUGCUGAAGAGGCAGGUGCAGAGGACAGACACUGUCCUGACACACAAACAGGCACAAGCUCAGUUCGCUGCUUUUCUGAAACAAAACAUGCUGGUGAGGAAAGCUCUUCCUCCUGGCACCUCUUCAUGUCUCUUUGUUCCAGUCUCCUCAGAGCACUCGGAAGGGGCUGAGAAAGAUGAUGUGCGUAUGCAGCUGAAGAGGCAUCAGACCCCCAGCCCGACCCAGUGCACCAAAUCCUCCAAACGAGCCAAAAUCAAGGUGACCAUUGUCUCCCACGGAGAUGCUGGCGUGGGGAACGGCGCACCCCUCACCACCCAGGCAGAAAUUGUCGCUGGAAAGCCGGUCCCCAUGGCUGUCGGCCAGUCUGUGUCGGGCGCAAAGGAGCUGUCAGGGCUGCUCACCACCUCCAAGCUGAGUUCAGCGGCAGAAGCCUCCUGCACGAGUCCUGCCCCCCCCGCCGGGCUCCCCAGCAGCACAGCGCCCAGCGCGUUCCAUGCCCUGCAGAGCCGGCUGGUGGCCAGCAGCACCCACUGCCUGCAGGCCCAGCCAGCCAGUACCCUCCAAGGAGCAGCAUCUGCCAGCAGCCUGCUGCAAGGGCUGAGCUUCAGCCUGCAGGACAUCGGGACCAAGUCAUCAGCCCUUCCAGCCAGCGUGGCUGCUGCUGGGUCGCCCGUGCAGACCUCAACUGUGAAGACGCCGGCGCCUCUCCAGAACCUGAGUGCCAUCACCACGGGCACCGGCACGAUCGUCCGCACCAUCCCGGUUGCCACCUCCUUGUCUCUGGGAGCCUCAGCGAGUGGGAAGCCCACGGCCAUUCACCAGCUGCUGACAAACGGGGGACUGGCAAAGCUGGCCAGCAGCCUCCCUGGCUUGGCUCAGAUCUCCAACCAGGCCGCAGGCUUGAAGGCCCCGACGACCAUAACUGUGACGCUGCGUGGGCAGCCCAGCCGCGUGACCACGCUUAGCCAGGCUGCCAUGGGGACUGUCCAGCCCCAGCUCGAGGAACAGCCGAUGCAGACGCAGGCACCUCAGUCAGUCACUAGCACGGCAGAGCCUGCGAGUGUUGGCAGAGCUGAGCUUAGAGUAGAGCUCGGAAACACAGAGCUAGUGACACUCAGUGCAGAUCCCAACUAAGCAGCGGGUGAGUCGCUUUCACAGGUCUGAAACUCUUCAUCCGUGCUGGAGGCAGUUUUUGUGCUCUUCAAAGGCCCUUAGAUAAACCAUCAGAACUGGCGUGCUUUCCUUUACGUCCUUUUGAGAGACCCUAAAUAUCCAGCAGAACAGUAACUCCGUGGCGUAGCGAAGCUCGGUACAGCUCAGUUCCAGGAGUAACGGGUUUGUGUUCGGGUUAAUGUUUUAAGGUGGUGGCACUUGGAACUGGAUAUUGGAUCCUACGCUGUGACUUGUACCUACAGUGCUGAGCCUGUGUGUUCAAGGUAGGGCUUAAUUGUGUGGCUGGCUGCGAGAGCUGCUUCAAAAGCAAACUGAAAGCUGGCUUUUACAGGAAAUGGAAUGAGCUGUGUGUUUUUGUAACUAAUUAUAGCCCUUGACAUCAGCUCAUGUGUACCUUUAGCACACAGGAUUACGUAAUCGAGCAAGGCUUCCUGUAAAAGAGCAAAUUUACAAAAGGCUUUGGGGAAUAACGCUGAGGGCUUAAACUCUUGUGUUUUCAGCAGUUGUCGGUUGGGUUCCCUUUGAAAUUCCAGCUGACGGCUCCACUGUGCCUGGGCAGGAAGCGUGAAGCCCACGCAUCAGCUGCGCCCUGUGAUUUUUUUUAUUUUUUUUUUUUUUUUUUAAACUCUGGGGGCUGGGGUGAUGCCUGUAUCUAGCAGUUGAGAUGCAGUUUGAGUGGGUAACUCUUUUCCUUCCACCGUGGGCAUUACACGGGAGGCAGAAGACUGAGGAAUCCCCUUGGGGAGCUUGGUGCAAAUCCUUUCUGGGAGUAGCGGAGUAAGAAGCAGCAAGAGUGUUUGGGUGGCUUUAAACUGAAAAUACGAUCAAGCUUCACCUUCUCUUUCCAAGAAACUGCUCCAUGGUGGUUUGAAUCUUGCUUUUUAUAUAGGUUCCCCCUGCAGCGUGGUUAUA